Angiostrongylus costaricensis is the source of this 1074-nucleotide messenger RNA. The record is from the annotation of a GenBank genome assembly. NCBI's taxonomy places the organism in Eukaryota, Metazoa, Nematoda, Chromadorea, Rhabditida, Metastrongylidae.
AUGAAAUGGGUUACGAAUCUUUGGUUACUAUCGAAAUGGAAAUUCCGCCGUUUGUUCCGUCUUCAGGGUCAAUCCAUAGCACCAAUUCAAUGGAGAAAGCCUCUCCUAACAUCGUACCCCGACCAGAAAUUUUGCGAUAGCUUAAAUGAAGAUCAAAGGAGGAGGUUGCAUGCUAUCGUUCAGGAGACUCGGACAAUUUCAAUGCUUACGCUGCACUUCCCUUCCGAAAUAACUAGUCAGAAUUGGCUUACAUUACUUGAUUGUCAAACGAGGAAGCAGAGACUCGACUACUUGAAAUUUCUUCGGAGCCGAGAACUAGCUCGCGAUAAAGAUUUGAAGAAGAAGCAGCAAAAGACAGUGGUUCAUACUGCAGAAAGGAAAAGUGACGUUGAAUCUCCCUACUACCUUCCGGCAUCCAAACUGGCUCGUGCUCAUCGGUGCGGUUCUCCGAGUCUCGUUGUAGAUUGUCGCUUCCUUCCACUUCUUUCACCCCGGGGUGCCGAAUUGACCGCGUUACAGCUUAAAUAUCUCAUUAGUGAAAAUCGAGAUGACAGGACACCUUGGCAGCUGUAUUUUACGAAUUUCGACGAGUCUCUUCAUAGAAUAAAAGGCUUGAAAAAGAGUUUCAGUUCGUUAUUUCCACGAGAGAGGAUUUUGUAUCUUAGUCCAGAUGCCGAAGAAGAGUUAACGGAUGUCGAUGAAGACCAUGUAUAUGUAUUGGGUGGAAUUGUUGACCGCGUAGUGGAAAGAAACAUACCCCGUCAAGCUUCACUAACAACUGCACUAUCUGAACAAGUGACAUGCAAAAAGUUACCUCUUGAUCGAUACGUGAAAUGGAAAAGCGGCACGAAAUUUCUCACAUUGACGGCUGUUUCCUCCAUUCUUCGAACUGUGCAUAGUUCAGGAGGCAACUGGGAAAAUGCUCUGAGAAGCCAUAUUCCAGUUCGCAACAUACGACCUUCUGAAGAAAAGUCUAUCGUUGGCAGGCAACUCCAUGAUAGAAUACGUCAAUUCGACCGGCAAUUAUUGCAAAUACUGGAAUUCAUUUAUAAGCUAAAAAAGAACUGUCACUAA